Molecule: messenger RNA, 1482 nt
Organism: Beauveria bassiana ARSEF 2860
Lineage: Eukaryota; Fungi; Ascomycota; Sordariomycetes; Hypocreales; Cordycipitaceae
Product: ubiquinone biosynthesis monooxygenase COQ6
Exons: 2
Coding region: 1-1482 (493 amino acids)
Biological process (GO): ubiquinone biosynthetic process
Cellular component (GO): mitochondrion
Molecular function (GO): 2-octaprenyl-6-methoxyphenol hydroxylase activity; FAD binding; oxidoreductase activity, acting on paired donors, with incorporation or reduction of molecular oxygen, NAD(P)H as one donor, and incorporation of one atom of oxygen
Source: RefSeq, a predicted model, not a curated record
AUGAAUGUUGGCCGUGUCGUCUCGUCCAACUCCCGACUUGUCUGCCGCGGCUGCUCUCGCCGUCUGACGCCCGCCGUCCGUCGCGCCUACUCUGCUUCUGCGGCCCCCGCCCAGGACAUUUACGAUGUCGUGUGCGUCGGCGGCGGCCCUGCGGGCCUGAGCCUUCUCACCGCUCUUCGCGCGAACCCCGUCACCGCAAACCUCCGCGUCGCCCUCGUCGAGGCGCAGGAUCUGUCCAAGGUCGCAGCCUUUUCGCUCCCGCCGACGCAGUACUCGAACCGCUGCAGCUCGCUGACGCCCUCGUCGGCGCAAUUUCUCAAUGAGAUUGGCGCGUGGUCACACAUGCAGCGCGACCGCAUCCAGGCAUUCCAGGAGAUGCAGGUCUGGGACGGCGUCACGGGCGCCCGCAUCGAGUUUGACUGGCAGCACCGCGGCGCCGGCGCCGUCGGCGACACUCUGGCGUACAUGACGGAAAAUCUCAACACUACGUCGGGAUUGUUGAAGCGCCUGCAGGAGCUCGGCGGAGUGACGAUCCUGGACAAGUCGCGCGUGGAGGGCAUCACCUUGGGAGAGGAGUCGGAGGACCUGGACCUCAGCGGCUGGCCGGUCGUGCACCUCGCAGGCGGCAAGUCCCUCGCGGCGCGGCUGCUCGUAGGUGCGGAUGGCGCGAACAGUCCCGUACGGGCGUUUGCGGGCAUCGAGGCCCGCGGCUGGGAUUAUAACCGACACGGCGUCGUCGCCACGCUCGAGCUCGAGGGCGAGGGCUGGGGCGGCGCCCACACCAAGACGGCCUACCAGCGCUUCCUCCCGACGGGGCCUGUUGCCAUGCUGCCCAUGCCGGGCCGCUACGCGACGCUCGUCUGGUCCACGACCCCGGACAACGCCGCCAUCCUCAAGGCUCUGCCCGCGCAUGAUUUCCUCGCUCUCGUCAACGCUGCAUUCCGCCUGCCGCCUGUCGACGUGGCUUACAUGCACACACAGACGGGCGGCGGACAGCAGGAGGAGCUUGCAUGGCGCACGCAGCACACGCCGUUUGACGCGCACGCCAUCCCGCAGGCCGCCGUGGCCGUGCAGGACGGCAGCGUCGCCUCGUUCCCGCUCAAGCUGCGCCACGCCGACACCUACAUUGGCGAGCGCGUCGCGCUCGUCGGCGACGCUGCGCACACGAUCCACCCGCUCGCCGGACAGGGCCUCAACCAGGGCCAGGGUGACAUCCAGAGCCUCGCCCGCGCGAUCCAGUACGCCGUGGAACACGGCCAGGACCUCGGCACGCAAAUGGCCCUGGAGCCGUACAACAGUGAGCGCUACGCAGCCAACAACGUCGUGCUCGGCGUCUGCGACAAGCUGCACAAGCUGUACUCGGUCGAGAGCGGCCCGCUCGUGCCGCUGCGGUCGCUGGGGCUGCGCGCCGUCAACGGACUGUCGGCGCUCAAGGGAUUCUUAAUGGAUCAGGCGUCGGGGACGGGCGCCAAAGUGUUUUGA